AUGGAGAGUUCGCUUCGAAACAUUCUCCAUACCAAUGAGCCGCCACCGACCUAUGGUUUCUCCACUCUUUGCGCAGGCCAUUUACCGGCUAAUCCACCAAACAACAGCAAUGGCAGCGUGUUGGGAAGAACCAUGGAGGCUGAAAAUGCCCUGUCCAAUUCCCGAAAACGUCCUGUCACGCGGAUAAAAUCAUCCUAUCCGCGAAAGAGAGCCAUACAAGCCUGUCAGAAGUGUCGCGUCCGCAGAACCAAAUGCAAUAACGCAAGGCCGAGUUGCUCGUCCUGUUUGUCCAUUGGUGCGGAAUGUAUAUACUCUGAAGGAGACCACUCCACCUUCGAUUCCGCCAGUCUGGCCAUUCUCGACAAGUUGAACACCAUCGAAGAACUUCUCAGAGGGUCCAAUCACCGGAGUUCAGGCUCUGCUGCAGCUCCAAGCAGUACAGAUGGCGAUAGUCGAGGAACGCUGUCUCGGCUAAAGUCGUUGGAUUCACCUUCGCUUGAGAGGACAAAGGAUGCUACACCCUGCUACAUGAAUAUUGAAGGUGUCUUGUCAUGGUCUGUUUUCGAUGACCUCAGUCCCAAUCUCGAUCUGAAAGGUUUGCUCAACGCACCCAGCCCUGGACCUGGAGGAAAUGUCUCCAUGGUCAGCAACCUCGACGAUCAUUUUGUAGAAGAAGACCUGGUCGCGCAAUUCAUGAACAACGUCUUCAUUUACAAUCCAGUCUUGGAAGAGGCCAAAAUCCAUCGGUACAUGCGAGAUGCCCGACUUAAUGGCAUUGGAUGGGAUGCACAGUCAUGCCUGUUGCUCCUAAUCUAUGCUCACGGAUCAAUCGUCGGCCCUUUCGACGGCGGACACCAGCCAGAUGCCUCAUCAUUCCGACAAUCCUUCUCAUUCAAGCAAGCUGAAUCCUUCUUUUCUGCUGCUCAAAAACGAAUGGGCCUUUUGCUUUGCCGGACCGGUGUUCUUGAAGCGCAAUGCUUUUUCCUCGCGGGAGUGUAUUUAAUGGCCACCUUACGCCCAAUGGAGGCAUGGAAGAUGUUUGUCCAGGCUCUCGCGUGUUGCCAGGCGUUCUACAUGGAGAAGGAGUCUCCAGAAUCAGAUCGGGAAGGAGAACAACGGCUGCGAGAAAGCAUCUAUUGGACCUGUUUCAAAUCAGAACUCGAACUUCGUCUUGAACUGAAUGUCUCGGAGACAUCGGUAUGGGACCUCACCUAUCCAGCCUUCUUCCCUUCACCGCCAGAAGGACUCCGAUCCCAAAGAGAAAUCGUCUGGUACUUCUAUCUGGCCGAGAUUGCCCUUCGACGACUUGGAAACAGAAUCCUAAAUUUCAUCUACGAUACGAAAGCGAAUAGUAAUUUAUCUACCAUGGCCGAAUCCACGCUCGGAUUCGAACAGCAGGCCGCAGACUGGAUCCGCUCUCUACCGCAAGCCCUGGACCUCGAAGCGCCCUCUUUGGGAGAAGAGAGCGAGGUACGUCAUUCCUUGAAGUUCAUACUGAAAGGUCAUCUGCUUGAUUGUUAUGAAAUGAUGUACUGGCCCUUCAUUGUCGUUGCCGUGAAUUACGACAAUCCAGAACGGACUUCCACUAUCUCGGGUGGAACGAUGGAGUCCUUCGUUCAUAAGGCUCUCGUCGUCUGUGUGGAGCGAAUUGAAAAGAACGAGCAGGGAUUCUUCUACCGCCAUCACGGCACAUGGUUGAUGCUUCGAUCUUGCACGAGGAGUGCCCUUGUCCUUCUGGCAGCGGCCCGUCUUGAAAAACUGUCCCUUCUCAUGCCAGACCGUUGGCGCCAGGCUAUCGAGAAAGUAAUUGAGAUGUUGAAAUUUUGGAGGAGGGAAAGCAGAGAUGUGGAAGAUCGGCUUCGGCUCGUGGAAACUUUAUUGGACUGCCUGACAUUCGGCAAUCAUCGUGCACCUCUCAGAUAA
Molecule: messenger RNA, 1923 nt
Organism: Rhinocladiella mackenziei CBS 650.93
Lineage: Eukaryota; Fungi; Ascomycota; Eurotiomycetes; Chaetothyriales; Herpotrichiellaceae
Exons: 4
Coding region: 1-1923 (640 amino acids)
Biological process (GO): regulation of DNA-templated transcription
Molecular function (GO): zinc ion binding; DNA-binding transcription factor activity, RNA polymerase II-specific
Source: RefSeq, a predicted model, not a curated record